Molecule: messenger RNA, 753 nt
Organism: Emiliania huxleyi CCMP1516
Lineage: Eukaryota; Haptophyta; Isochrysidales; Noelaerhabdaceae
Exons: 1
Coding region: 1-753 (250 amino acids)
Molecular function (GO): site-specific DNA-methyltransferase (adenine-specific) activity; DNA binding
Source: RefSeq, a predicted model, not a curated record
AUGCAAUGCGCGUGCGCGCGCAAUAGAUUGAGUGAUACGGCCCCUCUCGCCCUCGUGCGCAGGCCCAAGCACGCGCACUGGACGAUCACGCCCGCGGCGGCCGCCGACGCUGAUGUCGACAUUCUCUCCGUCCAGAAGACGCAGCAGUGGGAGACUCCUCCCCAGGUCUGGGAGUACGUGUCCGCUCGAUGGGCGGUGGACUUUGACGCGUGCGCGUCGCCGAUCAAUGCGCUCGCGCCGCGGUACUCCACAGUGGACGACGACUUCCUUGCGCGCGAGGACUUAAAGGACAUCACCAUCUACUGCAACCCGCCGUACGCGCUCGACCGGUACGGCACCGGAAGCUGCGCCGCCAUCGAGCCGUUUGUGCGCAGACUGGUCGAGCUGGCGAGCACGCGAGGCUGCACGUGCAUCGCGCUCGUCCCGGUGCUCUCGCACCAGUUGUGGUUUCACACCUGCGUUACGGGCGCGGCGAGUGGCGGGCGCGCGGCUCAUGAGAUCCAUUGGGUGCAGGGGCUGCUCAAAUGGAACAACCCGUUCCAUGAGAGGGAGCCCGCGUCGCCCUACAUCUAUCCGUUUGCACUCUGUGUGUGGCGGCCGGGGGCGCCGCCGGAUCGUGCGCACGAGGUGGUCGCUUCACUCCCACGGCCGAGUGAUGACGUGAGCCGCUCCUUCCACUUCCGGCGGUGCCGGCGGCGUGGUUGCGGGAAGGUGCGGCUCCUCCCCCGCCACGUGGACCUCCUGCGCGCGUGA